GAAUACGCAAAUACAUUGCAACAGCUGAGAUAAUUACGCAUUUACAUUAUAGCAAAUCUGUGACAACAACGAAGAAAAGUGAGCAUUUUGACGCUGUCUUUACAUGAUAAGAAACGUGUUUAAUAACUAUGAUGAGAAGUUUGAUCUGGAUAACUAUCGCGUGUACGUUAGCGAUUGUUGCUCCGCUUUCUGAAGCUGAAUGCGAGGGAAAGAUGCGAACAAAUUGUACAGCACACAACGACUGUGGUGCAAAGGAGGCUUGUAUGACGCCACCAAACGGCCUAUCGCAGUGCUAUGCGUGUCCCUGCAACGAAAAAAGUCAAUGUGAAUUCAUUCCGAACAAAGGCAGGCAAUGGCAAUGUAACUGUGGAAGCAGCGGUUUCAGUGGAAGAGUUUGCGAUUGCCCACCGACUACGCCCGCAGUAUGCCAAAGUUAUACAAAUGAAUUUGUGGUGUUUACCGGUUAUUUCUAUGACGGUGAUGGAACAGAAACUAUAAAUGAAGAUUUGGCCGAUUGCAAGAGUUAUUGCUUGGACACUAUGGCCAAUUGUGGCAUGUUUUCUUACGACAGUGAACAACAAAACUGUACACUGUUCAGCAAAUCUGAUACACCCAAGUUUCUGAAAGAUGCUGUGGCUAAUAUCCUAUAUACUGCUAAUCAAAAUCAAGUGCAGAUAAGAAAAUGUGCAACAUGAGACGCGUGAACACAGAUACAUAUUAGCAAUUAUAAAAUGUAGGACAAUAAAUAACUGAAUAAAUUAUAAUUCAAAACACAA
Molecule: messenger RNA, 776 nt
Organism: Mercenaria mercenaria
Lineage: Eukaryota; Metazoa; Mollusca; Bivalvia; Venerida; Veneridae
Product: serine protease svh-1-like
Exons: 5
Coding region: 129-695 (188 amino acids)
Source: RefSeq, a predicted model, not a curated record